AUGCCCACCUUCGCCACACACACUUCACCUUCGCUGCCGUACCAUAAUACUAAUUAUCAUCAUCAGCAUCAUCAUUACCAAUAUCAGCAGCAACCACAACCGCAACAGGCAAAUAAUCCACUCCCAUGGGGAGGUGACCAUCAGAAUAUAAUGCUUCAAGUAGGACUACAGUAUGGACAAAGUAUGCUUCAAGGAGGGGAACAGAGUUUAACACGUCAUUUACCUCUUAUAUCAGGUAUUAAACGCUACUUUCGCGUAGAUAAUCAGUAUGUAAAAAAAAAACUUUCUAUUCUGUUAUUUCCAUUUACUCGAAAAUUUUAUGUCUCACAGCGAACUCCUGGUCCUGAGCAAGAUAUUAGUGGAAUUCCUUCUUCCUUUGGGGGUGAUACAACGGUGUUCUCACCCGUUACUAAUCGAUCACCAACUUCUAUGACAGGUGGCUCGUACCCAUCAUCUUCACCUACAAGUGAUGAAUAUGCAUUUGACUUGUAUCUACCUCUUAUGGGGUCCGUCACCUACGUUAUUCUUUCAGGUUUCCUACAUGGACUUCAUCACAAUAACGUAACGAAUGAACACCUAAUAUCUUUUGCUUCAUCACUGCUAUUCUGGAUUAUUCUAGAGCUUCUUGUAUUGAAAGUAUUAAGUUACGUUCUACGACUUGUGCCACAGGUAACUCUCUUGGACUUGUUAGCAUUGUCUGGUUACAAGUAUAUCACUAUUUGCAUUGUUGUGCUCUUGAGAGAACUCAUACAAUUAGAUAGUGAUACCUAUUAUAUUGGUUUUAUGGUAAUGUAUGUAUUGAUAUCCAAUGGUUUCUUUGUUAGUAAGAGUUUGAUGCGGUUGUACCAACGGGAGGGACGAGUUCCAUCUAACACAAGGCUACUAGCAUAUGCUGCUGCGUUGUUUCAGGCCCCACUCGUGUUGUGGUUAGCACUUAAGCCGUUUAGGUAA
Trypanosoma theileri is the source of this 951-nucleotide messenger RNA. Its product is annotated as Hrf1 family protein. Gene Ontology annotation, cellular component: COPII-coated ER to Golgi transport vesicle; Golgi membrane; endoplasmic reticulum-Golgi intermediate compartment. The record is from RefSeq and is a predicted model, not a curated record. Bases 1 to 951 code for a protein of 316 amino acids. Lineage: Eukaryota; Euglenozoa; Kinetoplastea; Trypanosomatida; Trypanosomatidae. Gene Ontology annotation, biological process: endoplasmic reticulum to Golgi vesicle-mediated transport. The transcript has a single exon.